UAAACCACAAACUGUCGAUCGCUAAUUAACGACUUUCUGUGAAGAGAAAUAAAAAUUAAAGAAUUAACGCUGAAAUCUAGUUAAAUUGUGCCUAAAACCCGUAAAAAACUUGUGUUGAACGUGUGUGAGAGGUGUUGAUUGUCGGGACACGUGUGAAAAUAUGGAAGACUUUCAAAAAAUUGAGAAAAUCGGCGAAGGCACGUAUGGUGUCGUCUACAAAGCACGGAACAAACAAACCGGUCAAGUUGUGGCCAUGAAGAAAAUCCGUCUCGAAUCCGAGGAUGAAGGCAUUCCAUCGACAGCCAUCCGUGAAAUUUCGUUGCUAAAGGAACUGAAGCAUCCCAACAUCGUUUGCUUGGAAGAUGUAAUUAUGGAGGAAAGUCGUCUUUACCUCAUCUUUGAAUUCCUCUCGAUGGACUUGAAGAAAUACAUGGACUCGUUGCCUGCCGACACAUUUAUGGAUAAAGAGCUCGUACGCAGUUACUUGUAUCAAAUCACAGCAGCGAUGCUCUUUUGUCAUCGUCGUCGUGUCCUGCAUCGCGACUUGAAACCCCAAAAUUUGCUCAUCAACAAGGAAGGUGUCAUCAAAGUUGCUGAUUUCGGUCUUGGACGUUCCUUUGGCAUUCCCGUGCGCAAUUACACACACGAAAUUGUCACAUUGUGGUAUCGCGCGCCCGAAGUUUUGCUCGGAAGUCAACGGUAUUCGUGUCCCGUGGAUGUUUGGUCUCUCGGAUGUAUCUUUGCGGAAAUGGCAACUCGCAAACCCUUGUUCCAGGGUGACUCGGAAAUUGAUCAGUUAUUCCGGAUGUUCCGUAUUCUCCGAACACCCACAGAAGAUAUUUGGCCAGGCGUGACUUCGUUGCCGGACUACAAACCUACAUUCCCGUGUUGGAACACAAAUCAAUUGGAAAAUUCCGUGAAGAAUCUUAAUGAGGAUGGACUGGAUUUGUUGCAAAAGACUUUGGUGUACGAUCCGGUGCACAGAAUUUCAGCCAAGGAUAUGUUGGAACAUCGAUACUUCGAUGGAUUCGAUAAAAAACUUGUACCGACUGCAUAAAAAAUGUAAUUUUGAAAGAGGCGACUUUCAUUAAAUGAAUUGUAAGAAACUCAUCAAUCUUGUGCAUAAUUAAGUUCUCUCUAGCUAUGUCUCUGUAUAUGAUAUCACAAAAAUAUAUAA
Molecule: messenger RNA, 1177 nt
Organism: Culicoides brevitarsis
Lineage: Eukaryota; Metazoa; Arthropoda; Insecta; Diptera; Ceratopogonidae
Gene: Cdk1
Product: cyclin-dependent kinase 1
Exons: 1
Coding region: 161-1057 (298 amino acids)
Biological process (GO): protein phosphorylation; G2/M transition of mitotic cell cycle; mitotic G2 DNA damage checkpoint signaling
Cellular component (GO): nucleus
Molecular function (GO): cyclin-dependent protein serine/threonine kinase activity; ATP binding
Source: RefSeq, a predicted model, not a curated record